AUGGCGAUGGGAUGGAUUUGGUCACAGAUUAAAAAAGCAAUGGGAUAUGGAAAUCGUCAAACAAGUUCAGAUGUUACCUCAAAUUCAAUAUCGCACAAUGACGUUAUAACAACUUACCAUUACUAUCAUCAUCAUCAUCAUCAUGAAUCACCACCUCAGAUUUUUCGAGAAGCUUGUCCUUUUUGCCGGCAACCAUAUACCAAUAAAUCAAUUGGUACUACCAACGAAGAAACGUUUAGAAGUAGACGCCAUAGCAGUGAUCCAUUUCUAUCACAUGUCAAACUACCUCCUAAUAUCUGUGAUUCAAAAACAUAUUCUGGAAACAAAUGUGUUCUUGCAAUGGAAGGUUUAAGAGUGAAAUCUACCCUCAGCCUAGAUUCUGCUACCAGUUCAGAACUGAAUUGUUUUAGAUCUUUUCCUCAAUAUCCAACACGACACAAAACCAAGGAAGAAUUUUUGUAA
Messenger RNA from Pediculus humanus corporis (human body louse), 462 nucleotides. RefSeq lists its product as uncharacterized. The transcript has 3 exons. Lineage: Eukaryota; Metazoa; Arthropoda; Insecta; Psocodea; Pediculidae. Bases 1 to 462 code for a protein of 153 amino acids. The record is from RefSeq and is a predicted model, not a curated record.